Molecule: messenger RNA, 765 nt
Organism: Drechmeria coniospora
Lineage: Eukaryota; Fungi; Ascomycota; Sordariomycetes; Hypocreales; Ophiocordycipitaceae
Exons: 2
Coding region: 1-765 (254 amino acids)
Source: RefSeq, a predicted model, not a curated record
AUGACCCCAACCAGGGCUGCGAGACGGAACGUUUACGUCCCCUGGGUCAGCCUCCGAAAGUGGAUUGACAAGCAAGAAGCGUUUGAGAGAGAGAACAACAUGCCUGCGCCUUUGUCUCUUUUCAAGCUCAAGGUCCUCUCACGGUUUGUUGACUUUGGCCGCAAAAAACAGCCAGAGAUCGGUGACGACGAUCAUGUCGCUUCCUUGACCGGAGGACACGGCCUGGAAGCGGGAAAACAAGAUCCCAUCUUUGGGAGUAAGAAGGUAGAUACCACACAACAGUCGUCCAGAACCCCUCCUCCCCUCACCCAAGUCCAUCCAUUGACUCGCAGUCUACUCUCCCAGAAGGCACGGAGGUAUGCUGCCAAGUGCGCCCUUCAGUACCUCAUACGCGCCCCGAUCAUCGUCUCCUCAGCUUCCUUCCGCCCGGGAGGCGGCGAGGCCCGGCCAUCUCCGGCACCAGACGACACAUGGUCCGAGAGUACCGAAGCCGAUGGCCGUGAUGGCAAAAGCAUUUUUCAAAAGGUGUCGGGCCUCUCCGAGAGUCUAGGUUUCGGCAGCAUAAGCUACCUCAUCGAACCGGCCAUCGACGACCGGUUUCCCAACUUCUACAGCGGACGACCCGUUUUUGAACGUCCAGACCCUGCGCCGCCCAAUGUCGGUGUCGUGCGCUGCGUGCUGGGCAAGAAGAAGACGAAGCGUCAAGUGGCGACUGAAGUACUCCAGUGGCUGCAGGAUGAGGAGAUGAAAAGGAUGGCAAACUGA